ACAAAACAAAAAAGAAUAAAGAAAGAGGUGAAAAGAUAAAAACAGUGAAGAAGUAAAAAAAAAACGUUUAUAUGUGUCGCGCACGCGUAUAAAAACAGACGUAUUGUGAUUUUGUUUUUUUCCGUAAAUUAACCGCAUUAUUACAUACACAAUAACAGUUUAACAAUAUUCGUUGAAAAACGUAAUUAGAAAAAAGUAAUAUGUUAAAAGACGUUUAAAGAAAGUUGACUUUAGUUGGUGUGCAAUUUACAUCAUUGGUGAAUGCUGUUUACGUGCAUAAAAAUAUCUACUAUAUAUAUAUAUAUAUCUAUAUAUAUAUAUGUAUUAUAUUUAUGUAUGUAUAUAGAUAUACACAUAAUAUUUUUUCUGUUAAAACGUGAUACGAAAAACUGAGAAAAAAAAAUGUUAAAUCAAGCGGUCGUCGAGGCCCUUUAUUCAGCAACUUAUAUUGAAAAUUAUUUGGAUUGUGUGGAAAAUCUACCAAAUGAUUUGCAGAGAUAUGUUUCGCGUCUUCGUGAAUUAGAUGCCACUUGUCAAACAUAUUUGAGAGAAGUAGACCAACAACAAGAUACCCUAAGAAAUGAUAUAGAUUCAACUGUAAGAAGAAAAGCACUUGCAAGAGUUCAACAAGCAUUAAUUGCUGCUCAAGAAAUUGGUGAUGAAAAAUUACAAAUUGUACAACAGGUUCAAGAUUUAAUAGACAGUAAAUCUAGACAACUUGAAGUAGAUUAUCGUAAUUUAGAUUUUGGUAAAGAACAAGAGAACUGUGAAUCCAAUCGUGAAUCAAAUUCGAAUAUUAAUUCGAAUUCAUCGACCAAUGCGAAUAGCAGUGAACGUUUACCAAAACGUGCUAGAAGAACAAGAACAGAAACAUUGGUUGAAUCAGGACAUGCGAUGGAUAUGAUUGUAGUAUCUGAAACAAGAUCGAAUACUUUAACCAGUGCUAGUAAUGGUAAUCAAAAGAAAACAGCAACAACUAAUACAGGUAAAAAGAAGAAAAGAAAAUCUAGACAAGGAAAUCAACAUAAUCAACAUAGGGAGGAUACUCCACCACCAUUGGAAGAUGAUCUUGCGAUAGAUCCAGAUGAACCUACUUAUUGUCUUUGCGAUCAAAUUUCUUAUGGAGAAAUGAUACUUUGUGAUAAUGAUUUAUGUCCAAUAGAAUGGUUCCAUUUCUCUUGUGUAUCACUUAGUACUAAACCAAAAGGAAAAUGGUUUUGUCCAAAGUGUCGUGGAGAUCGUCCAAAUGUUAUGAAACCGAAAGCACAAUUUUUGAAAGAACUUGAAAGGUAUAAUAAAGAAAAAGAAGAAAAAUCGUAGCAAACAAAGUAUACUACUAAUUGUUGAAAACUUUUGGAACAAUCAAAAAGUAAUUUUGUGCAAAACAAUAUUAUUUAAUGUUAAUUAGAAUUGAGAAUUUCAUUUUUCGUAUUAGUAAUAAAAAUAAUUAUCUAUAUAUAUAUAUACAGGAUGAGUCAAACUUUAAAUGAUUGUUCAUCUGAAUAACUUUUACAAUUUUAA
This is a messenger RNA of Polistes dominula (European paper wasp), 1521 nucleotides long. RefSeq names its product inhibitor of growth protein 1. Gene Ontology annotation, cellular component: nucleus. Gene Ontology annotation, biological process: positive regulation of DNA-templated transcription. The record is from RefSeq and is a predicted model, not a curated record. Lineage: Eukaryota; Metazoa; Arthropoda; Insecta; Hymenoptera; Vespidae.